AUGUCAACAGUAAUCGUGGAUUGCGUUCGCUUGGACGGACGAGCUCCCCAGCAGCCGGCCACCGAGUGCCCGAGAUUAAUCUUCCAGCUUCAAGAACAACUUAAUACAAUGAAGCGUCAACUGACUGAGAAGGAAGAGUUAAUUGCCACCCUGACUGCCGCAAGGAGUUGGAGCAGGUUGGAAGCUCAAAAGGGAACCUUUGAACCAAUGGUGGAAACUCCAGUCUUACGUGAACAACUGAAUCACUAUCGGGUGGCAUCUGAAACAGCUCGCAGUGAACUGGCUGCACUGCAGGUCAAAUAUAAGAGCAGUCAGGCUGAGCUUACAGAUAUUUGUAUGAGACUUGCAUCUCGGGAAGGCUAUAUCCAGGAGCUAAAGGCAGAAGUUGAAAGCUACAAGGUGGACAACACAAGGCAGCAAUCGCUCAUCGGUUGCUUGAGAGAAAGGAUUCUGGAAUCUGAGGAGAAGUCUGGAACACUUCUUACUUCAAAGACCGAAGCAGAAGUAACUUUGGAGGUCUUACAAAAUGAGAGCAGGGAACUCCAACAGAGGAAUACAGAAUUAGAGAGCAAACUUAGAUCAGCGCUACCCAAACUUUGUGACUCCCUUUUAAUGUUUCAUACUUCGUGUGACUGUGGGGAGGAUGGGCUCUUUUCUUCUCCGCCGAUGCUGCCAGACGUGCUGAGUUUUUCCAGGAAAUAUUUAACAGAAUGGGAAGAGGCCAAGCGGGAAGACAUGAGAAGAAUGAAAGAACAUGAUGAAUUUUUGGAGAAGCUUACCCGUGCCAUGAACGUAGGUUCUAGAGGAGCAGAACAUCACCUGGAUUUACUGGUGUCACAGGUUGGAGAGGUGUACAAGGAGAACGCCAAGAAAAAUUUCCAAAUUAGAAGCUUUGAGGAGACCAUCAGUGCCCAUGACAUGGAGUCGAAGGCUAGCCGGGAAACUAUCAUGAGACUUGUUUCUGAGAUGGAAAGGGAACAGAAAGCUGUUGUGUCCUAUGUGCAGGAAUUGGACACUAUCCGUAAGGAAUUAGACAACGCACUGAAUGCUAAACAGCACUUUGAAAGAGAGAACAGAAUCCUACAGGACAGGCUGGAUUCAACGCAAAGAGCUUGGGAAGCCUCAAAGUUAGAGCUAGGAAGCUGGGAACAACGUUCCAAAGAGCUGGAUGGGAGUUUACUCACCAGUGUGUGUGAGGCCAAAACGGUUCAUAGUCAAUUGGAGGCAUUCAAGCACCAACUGGCAUCUCUGCUCAGCAAAGCAGAUGUGAUAGUUCAACCCACUCCAGAAGCUAUCAGAGAAAGAAUCUGUGAACUUUGUAACAGUGAGGACAGCAACAAAAGGACAGCUUCGCGGCUGGAGGAGAACGCAACCAAACUGGCAGAGCAGCUGGAGAAGCAGGUGGACCUGCAUCAAGCCGCACUGCAGCGCUCCACAAAGGCAGAGCAGAGGCUGUUAGAGCUCCAGGAGAAAGUUCGGUACCUGGAGGGGAAUCUGCUAACUGGAGAUGUGCUUUAUGAUAGCUUGAGCCAGGACAAACAGAAAUAUCUCAAAUUCUUGGAGGACAUAGCAGAGAAGAUGAAGCUGGAGAGCAUGACAGCAGAGAUUGGCUUCGAUAUGCAGCUGGAUGCUAUUCUUGCCCGAGCUGAUCAGCUGGUCAAAAUGGAGAAUGAGGCCAUAAUUGAGAACAAAACCCUUACAUAUGACCUGAAGAGAAAGCUUAAAGCCCAGAAAGAGAAGUUGGUUAGCAAAGAGCUGCAUAUGGACAUGCUGAGGAGAAAAAUUACACAACUGGAUGUGGAGAAACAGACACAAACUGCACUGGCAGUGGAGAGGGACGAGGCCAACUUAACUGUGCGGAAGUUGCAGAAAAAGGUGGAACGCCUUGAGAAGGAACUCCAUAAAGCACACACCUCCAGCAUGGAUCUGAAAGCAAAGCUCUCCGAUACUCAUGAGCUUAAGAUUAAGACACUGGAGCAAAGUAAGACGAUUGAGGAUCUGAAUAAAUCCAUGAAGAAGCUGGAGAAGUUGAAGGAGGUGGCUAUAGGAAAGCUAAACUCCACAAAGUCAGAGCUGGACUUCACUGAAUUCGAGGCGAAGGAGGAGAAAGAUCGAGCUCGGAACAUACUGGAGGCUGUGGGCAGUGAGCUGAAAACACUCAAACAAACCUUGGAGGAAGUGGGCAAAAGAGAGAGACAGCUACUGGCUUUCAGAGAAGUUGUCUCUCGGAUACUAGGUCUAAACGUGACCGCUCUUGCACUUCCUGACUAUGAAAUAAUCAAACGGUUGGAAAAGCUGGCCCAAGCCCAUCACCCGUCCGCCAUGACUGCACUGUGCCUUGGGAACUCGACAGAUCCGAGGGUGUUGAGAGCCAGGGGACAGAGGUUGGAGAUGGGAAAGCAGCCCUGAUUCUCCAAAGCACACUCCCUUCAAACAUGACCCCUGUACUGGAGGUUCAUGACUCUAAAGUUACCUCCCUACGAAAUGUACACAGCCACUUCUUGACGUUCAAUAACACAGCAUUUGGAAUAUUUUAGCCCUUUAUAAUUUUCCACGCAGAAGUGUCAUUUAUGUAAUUUUGUGAACAAGACAAUUGAACUAUGUUUUAUAGGGAAAUAAAUUUUGUGACCGCAUUUAGAUUUAUUUUGGAGAUUAAAAUUUUUCAAUGUAAACCAAA
Molecule: messenger RNA, 2677 nt
Organism: Carcharodon carcharias (great white shark)
Lineage: Eukaryota; Metazoa; Chordata; Chondrichthyes; Lamniformes; Lamnidae
Gene: ccdc170
Product: coiled-coil domain containing 170
Exons: 16
Coding region: 1-2409 (802 amino acids)
Source: RefSeq, a predicted model, not a curated record